Messenger RNA from Dipodomys spectabilis (banner-tailed kangaroo rat), 2505 nucleotides. RefSeq names its product chromosome unknown C2orf69 homolog (gene CUNH2orf69). The transcript is spliced from 2 exons. Gene Ontology annotation, cellular component: mitochondrion. The coding region runs from base 112 to 1272 and encodes 386 amino acids. NCBI's taxonomy places the organism in Eukaryota, Metazoa, Chordata, Mammalia, Rodentia, Heteromyidae. The record is from RefSeq and is a predicted model, not a curated record.
GUCCCCGGGCGCCGGCUCCCGCCCGGGCCGCUUCCGCGGGCCGUUGGGCUGCGGGCUGGAGUCCCGCCCUCCGCCCCCACCCUCUCCGAGCCGCCCUGGCAGCGGACACCCAUGUGUGGGUUCGGUCUCCUGCGGGUCCCGCCGCUGCUGUUCCUGCUGCACCGGCUCGGGACCGGAAACACCUUGUUCUUCCUCCAAGCCCAGACCAUGAACCCGGGGGGCAGCGGCGGGGCGGGGUGCGCCCCGUCGGCGGAGGGACGCCGCCCUCGGUGUCUUCGGCUGUCCAGCGUGCCCGGAGCGGACCCGCAGCGCGGCAACGACCUGCUGCUGCUGGCGGCGGCGGGGGAGGGACCGGAGCCGCGGGGCCUCCCCGUGGACCUGGCCGCCGAGGAGCCGCCGCCGCCGCCGGCGCCCCAGCAUCACGUCCUUUAUUUCCCUGGGGAUGUGCAGAAUUACCAUGAAAUUAUGACUCGUCAUCCUGAGAAUUAUCAAUGGGAAAACUGGAGUCUAGAAAACGUUGCCACCAUUUUAGCUCAUCGGUUCCCCAAUAGUUAUAUUUGGGUGAUAAAGUGCUCCCGGAUGCAUUUGCACAAAUUCAGCUGUUAUGACAACUUUGUGAAAAGCAACAUGUUUGGUGCCCCAGAACAUAAUACUGACUUUGGAGCUUUUAAGCACCUUUAUAUGUUGUUAGUUAAUGCUUUUAACUUAAGUCAGAAUGGUUUGUUGAAGAAUGUGAAUGUUUGGAAUAAGGACUCCAAAGCAUCUGACUAUAGAUCAAAUUCUUCUAGUAAUGGUUGCAAGGUAGAAAAAGAGAGGACCUGUAAAAGAUCUGAUGAGUCAACCACAAGUGAUGGUGAAUAUCCACCAUCACUAAAAGGUACGUCUUUUACUUUGAUUGGAUUCAGUAAAGGUUGUGUUGUUUUGAAUCAGUUGCUUUUUGAAUUAAAAGAAGCCAAGAAAGACAAGAACAUAGAUGCUUUCAUCAAAAGCAUAAAAACAAUGUAUUGGUUGGAUGGUGGUCAUUCUGGAGGAAGCAAUACUUGGGUUACAUAUCCAGAAGUCUUGAAAGAAUUUGCACAAACAGGAAUUAUUGUUCACACCCAUGUAACGCCUUACCAAGUACGUGAUCCAAUGAGAUCAUGGAUUGGAAAAGAGCAUAAGAAAUUUGUUCAGAUACUGGGAGAUUUUGGUAUGCAGGUUACUAGCCAGAUUCAUUUUGCAAAGGAAGCUCCUUCCAUAGAGAAUCACUUCAGGGUUCAUGAAGUAUUUUAAGACUACGAGUAUAUUAAUGUACUUGUUCGAUGGAAGAGCAUGAGCACUUUGAAUGUUAUAAAUUCAUAUAAUGAAAUAUAUGAUGUAAUUUUUGGGGUGGGAAAAGCACACAUUCCUAAAAUAUGACUGUAAUGUGUAUUCCUUGUGAAUGUGAGCAGUUUUAAAACUUUGGGCUAGGUUAGGAUUAGUUAAUUUGAGAUCUAUAAGGAUGGUUUGUGAUAAUUCUGUGACAAAUAUGACCCCCUUAAAAAUGAAAAAAUUAACAAUAUAGUCUUGAAAGGACAACUAAAGUUGUUGGAAAUAAUUGACAUAUUGAGUAACAUUCUAAUUUUGAUGACUUAACAGUAUUUAACUACUUUGACAUUCAUGGAUCUAUUCUUGAUGUGUUACCGAGUAUUGUUUUUUUCCUAGUUGAAGUAUUUUAUUUACAAAUGUCCAAGAACAUGCAGUAGUAUAAGAUUGGUUUAAAAACCUAACACUUAAGUACUGUGGCUUAAUUUUUGUCAGUUGUUAAUUGAUUGUUCUUGGGUUUCUUGAAACUUGGCCAUAAGCCAGUUUAAAAAAAAUUAGUUGGACUAUAAUUAUAUAGGGUGAAUAAAAACACACUCAGAGCUAUGCUGCUGUCUUUGUAAGAGGCCAACAUAGGUAAAAUAAAUACAUACUGAUUUGUUAGUGCUCUACUGAAAAGGAGACAAUUCCACAGACUUAAAACAGUUUCUUUAGAAGCAUGAUCUUUGUCUGCCAAAAGAAAAUAGCUCUCUUUGGCCAAAAUGCAAAGUGACAUUACUAUAAGAAAAGUUACAAAAGCAAAGUUUGGAGAGACAAAUGAUUUCAUGUUGGCUCAAAAACUGAAUUUGUUUAACGCUGCUACAUAAUUUGGGUGAAGUUUCCUUCUGCCCGUUUUUUUCUUGACCUAGAUAAGUACAUUUUGAAAAACCAAGAUCUAAUGGAUUCCAACCAACCUUGAAACAUAACUAUAGGAUUAUAAAAAGUGAUCAGUUACUUUUUUGCUUAAUAAUAAUCUUGAAGGUCAUGAAAUAAGCAGGGAAGUAAUGUGCUGCUUUAGGACUGAAAAAAUAAGAUUAAUGUCUUAAGACCAAGAGGAACUAAAUUUGGUAAAACAAUAUAGAAAAUGCAAAUUUCUUGGUUUCUUCCCAGAAUUAUAUUUUGAUGACUAUAAACACAUUCCAAAUAUUCAUAGUUAUGAUAAAGGAUCCUUUCAGACCAGAUGCU